UAAUGAACGUAUUGUAUGUAUAAUAUGUAUCAAUAAUUGUGACAAUUGUUUAUAGUUUUUCAUUGUGUUGUCGACAACUUGUGGACCCAUUUGUUGUGAUAAUCUUUGUAAAAGUGAUGCCAAAAGUAAGACGUGCCCGAAAUAAGCCGCCACCCGAAGGCUGGGAACUAAUUGAGCCGACUCUAGAAGAAUUAGAGGCUAAGAUGAGAGACGCGGAGACAGAAUCACAUGAAGGCAAACGAAAGACAGAGUCUUUGUGGCCGAUCUUCAAAAUACAUCACCAAAGAAGUCGAUAUAUUUACGAUCUCUUCUAUAAACGGAAAGCAAUUUCUCGUGAAUUAUAUGAUUAUUGUAUUAAACAACGGAUUGCAGACCAGGCGUUGAUCGCGAAGUGGAAGAAACAGGGUUAUGAAAAUUUGUGUUGUUUGAGAUGUAUUCAAGUAAGAGACACCAACUUCGGGACCAAUUGUAUUUGUCGGGUCCCGAGAGAGAAACUUGAAGACCCAAAUACAACCACUCGUGAGUGCAUCCACUGUGGAUGUCGUGGCUGUUCUGGUUAGACAUGAUAUGUGAUCAAUAGAUUAAUAGCCAUUCAAUUGUUUUUAUUACAAAUAUUACUUUC
Molecule: messenger RNA, 622 nt
Organism: Oppia nitens
Lineage: Eukaryota; Metazoa; Arthropoda; Arachnida; Sarcoptiformes; Oppiidae
Gene: l(1)10Bb
Product: protein BUD31 homolog
Exons: 2
Coding region: 117-560 (147 amino acids)
Biological process (GO): mRNA splicing, via spliceosome
Cellular component (GO): nucleus; spliceosomal complex
Source: RefSeq, a predicted model, not a curated record